Messenger RNA from Prosopis cineraria, 713 nucleotides. RefSeq lists its product as uncharacterized. The record is from RefSeq and is a predicted model, not a curated record. Lineage: Eukaryota; Viridiplantae; Streptophyta; Magnoliopsida; Fabales; Fabaceae. The transcript is spliced from 2 exons. Bases 138 to 473 code for a protein of 111 amino acids.
AUUUAUUGUAAGAAUUUGAAGCAACUUCUGGAUAACAGUCAGUGGUGCCUCAGAGACAGAGUGCUCAAUUCUGAAACCCCAUUAUAUUAUAUUAUAAUAAUUAUAAAUUAUAAAUUACAUAGUCAGUAUAAAGCGCUAUGAUCGAAGGGGGACUGAUUAUUGGCGCAGACAAACUGAGCAGCGCUGCGAUAGCAUCCGGGUUGACGUCCGGGCAUCAUCAUCCACGUCGUGUUGGAGGUGCUCAAGCUAGAAGUCGCAUUGCUUCAACUGCGAGGUUAUGCAGACUUGAUUAUGGGAAACAUGAUCUAACGGGAUCAAAAUCCUCGCAUUCUGAGUCCAUCGCCAGGUUCCUUCUUGCUUCUUUGAUUAUUGAACUGAAUCGUACGUUAUCUUUUCACCGAGUGGGACAUGCUGUGCUGCUGGGGCUUAAAAUGCCAAUGAAAGAAGAGGUUUUGCAAGAAGCUUCUUACUAAAGGUUUAUGCUUAAAAUGGCUAGCUCCAAAGGUCAGAAAGUCACUGGCAAAGUCAGCUCAGGGAAUAUGAUUUUUCAGCCUAUAUUGGAAGAUGUGUUUUCCGAUUCGAUUGUUCUGUAAAUGAUAGAGAUGCAGCAUAUCCGAGUGUUUCUUUUGCGAAUAGCAGAAAUAGAGAGACAUCAAUCACAAGUGACAAAGUUCCUUCAUAUAUUCCUACAUUUGAAUGUCUUCUGGGGCAGC